CGCUCCGCUCAACCACGGCCCGUCCAGUCAUCAACCCUCCCCCAAAUCCCACCGGAAUCCUCCGCCGCCGACGGCCACCGUCGACACCGCCGCCCGUAUACCGCCUGGCUUCCGCGACCCCGGCCCCGCGGGAGGAAUGCAUCGGAGUAGGAGACCGAGCCGCCGACGAGGGCCAGGCGAGGGUAGGGAUCGGCGGGGGCGUCACUGUUCUUUGCCGUGGAGGAGCGGCGCGUCGAGGGGAGGCUCCGGCGGCUGGCCGCUCGGGUCUGGAUUGAAGGGCAGCUCGGCAACUACGCAGGUAGCAAGUUUAAGCUUCAAAUUUGCCCUGACCAGGACAGGAGGGUCAGGUCACUAAUCAAAUCAACUCCACUACUUAGCUCUUUAACCUGUGAAAUCUGUACGAUCCAUGGUUUGGUUAUGUAGUAUGUACUGUAUGUAUGUACUAAUCUGUCUAUCUAUGAUCUUGAUCUUGUAGCAAUGUUGAAGGUUGAUUAUCAGUAUGUGUGCAGAAUCCAUCAUCAGGUCAGGCAGGAGUUGAAGUAUUCACAAGAUAAUCUAGACCUAUAUAUUUUCUCAGCUUGGGGAAAUGGUUUGGGUAUUGCUGGUACAACCAUUUUUUCCUUCUGUACCUCCCCCUUCCCAGCGUUUUCACUUUUGGCAACCUAAGAAAUAAACCACUGGGGACAAAACUGGGAUUAAGUAGUGCUGGUCUGUGCCUAAAUGUGCGUUGGUUGUAGCACGGCUUAGGUUUCCUGAAAAUCGAGAGAAUAAAGGUCCAGUGCUUUGUGUCUGCUCUGCAUUACCCAUUAUAAUCUGUCCAGCUCAGCAAAUCAGCAGGAUUCUCCUUUUGGAUAGUUUAUUAUCUGCAUAUUGCUUAUGUUUUCUUGCUUGUCCAAACAUCUUUAUUAGUAUGAACAUUGCAUCUUUUGCUUGAGUCAGCACGUUUACACAAUGUAUCUCUGUUAUUCAUUAUUUUUUAUUUUUUAUUUCAUAAUUGUAUGAUGUGAACAAGUAGGCAUAAUUUAUUCAAAUGGAUCUGUGUAGCUUCCCCUAGCUAGUGUAGUACUUCCUCUGCCCCAAAUUAUAAGACGUUUUUGGUAGGCACGUCUUAUAAUUUUGGACGGGGGUAGUACUAUUUGACAAUCAGGCAGCUGUUGGGUUGAUCUAGCAAUUUCUCAUCCUGAAAACAGUCCUAAUACCUGCAUGAUCUGAGUUUUAACUAAUGUACCCCUUUCCUUGGAUAGGGGAAUGGAAAAAUAUAUGUGAAAUCUCAGCAUAUCAAGUUCACUGCUCUUUUCAAUGAACAAUGAAUUAAGUAUUGUGCAAUGCUGUACUCUUGUGAAUGUUUACUUAUGGAAUGGCACAAAUAGCACCCAUCAGCAAUUUAGCAAUGUUCAUGGUAUGUGCGGACUAACUGAUGCUUAAAGCUGAUAGUUUGCCAUUUGCCAUGGUGGUUCCAACUUGCUUGUUUUGUUAGUUUGUCCUUGGUGUGUAGGAUCCAAAGGAGUACUAAUCAAGAAUGCUCCUUUUUUUUCCUUUAAAAAAGUAGUAUCGUUUGAACAAGUAUGCUUGAUUUGUUCAACCAUAUUGUAGCUGUCUUAACAUAGAAGAAGUUAGAAGAUGUUACAGCAAAUAGAUAUAAGUACAUUAUUCAUGACGUGGUUUAACGAAACCGCUGCUGCCUGGCCGGUCGCUGCUGCCCACAGCUGCCUGGUUCAGCUUUUUUUUUGACGAAAAGUAGCCUGUACAUGAGGAUAUGUAGUACUUCCUCUGUAAACUAAUAUAAGAGUUUACGGAGGGAGUACAUCUGUAUCAGAGUUCAGAAAUAGAUAGAAGAAAUUUAGAAAAGAAACCACCAUCUUCAGCUCAGUUCAGACUCGUCUCCGCUCUGUGUCGUCCCCGUCCCCGGCUUGAUCAUCAUGAAUCACGGAUGAAUCGCCCGACCUAGAAAUCGUCUGCAGUUUAAUGAAAACGGGGGCGACUGCAUUUUAGCUAAUCUGCAGAAAAUCUGAGUUUCUUACCUGGAAUGAAGCUAAGGAGUCUCUUAGCUGGAAUGACUUAUUCCUGGCGUUUCUCUUUAUGCAUGGUAUAAUAGAGUUGAUGCAUCGUGACCAUCGCCGAUGCGAGGAUGGUUGGCUUUUCGACAUCCACCACUUGUGCUCUCCUCCUCCUGCUCAUCUUCUUCUUCUACCUUCCUACUGUUGCUAUCGCCUUGUCCUUCAACUACUCCACAUUCAGCUCAGCGGACCAGAACGCCAUCAAGAUCGAAGGUGACGCAUCCUUCAGCGUUGGAUGGGUCGACAUCAGCGCCAACAGGUACGGCAGCAUAGACUACAGCAAUGGCCGGGUGUCGUACAAUGCCCAGGCGAUGCUGCUAUGGGACAGGGCAACCGGCAAGGUUGCCAGCUUCACCACGCGGUUCUCGUUCGUCAUCUCCGGCAACAUCAGCAGCAAGGGGCAAGGCAUGGCCUUCUUUCUCGCCGGCUACCCGUCCAGCCUGCCAGCCCGCUGCCCUGACUACAACCUCGCCCUCACCAACCAGAGCGCGGAUGCCGUGGCGGCCGGCGACAGCCGGUUCGUGGCGGUGGAGUUCGACACCUUCAACAAUACGGUGGUGUCUGACCCCCACGAUACCUUCGACCACAUCGGCAUCGACAUCAGCUCCCUCCAGUCGGUGCGCACACUGACUAUGCCAAGCUUCGAGCUGACGGGCAACCUGACUGCCGACAUCAACUACGACAAUGUUUCCAGCAUCUUGUCAGUGACGGUGUGGCUCGGUGAUGAUAACGAAGGCAAGCCAAGAAACAGGAGUUACAACCUUCGCUCCAAGGUUGACCUCAAGAGCGCACUGCCGGAGCAGGUCUCGGUCGGCUUCUCCGCAUCCACAUCCAACGCCAUCGAACUGCAUCAGCUACACUCUUGGUCCUUCAUAUCUUCGUUGGAACCGCCGCCGCCGCCAGCAGCAGCAAUAUCUUCCCUGUCAAGGCUGGGUCCGGGAGUUAUAGCCGGGGCAGCUGCUGGUGCAUCAGUGUCCCUCGUGCUCAUCUUCGCCGCUAUAGUGGCACUUGUUGUGCGUCGCCACCAUCAACAAAAAAUGGUGGAGACGGAUGAGUACCACACUGACUCGGAAGGCGAAGGUGACCCGAUGAUGGAGAUCGAGAUGGUGAAGGGGCCAAGGCGGUUCCCAUACCACGAGCUCGUGGAAGCGACGAGGAACUUUGCCGCGGAGGAGAAGCUUGGGCAAGGUGGCUUCGGUGCGGUUUACCGAGGCUACCUGAGAGAGCCAGCUGGGCUUCCCGUGGCCAUUAAGAGGUUCUCCAAGCAUGAUUCUUCCCUGCAAGGAAAGAGGGAGUACAAGUCAGAGAUCAAGGUGAUAAGCAGGCUGCGCCACCGGAACCUCGUGCAGCUCCUCGGCUGGAGCCAUGGCCGCGAGGAGCUCCUGCUGGUUUACGAGCUCAUGCCCAACCGCAGCCUCGACAUCCAUCUCCAUGGCAAGCAGGGCACCUUCCUCACAUGGCCGAUGAGGAUGAAGAUAGUGAUGGAACUCGGGUCUGCGCUGCUCUACCUCCACGAGGAGUGGGAGCAGUGCGUGCUGCACCGGGACAUCAAGCCCAGCAACAUGAUGCUAGACGAGUCAUUUGGAGCUAAGCUGGGCGACUUCGGGCUCGCAAGGCUUGUCGACCAUGCCGCCGGGACGCAGACUAUGACCGCAGUCUCAGGGACUCCGGGCUACUUGGACCCCCAGUGUGUCGUCACCGGCAGGGCCAGCGCCGAGUCAGACGUGUACAGCUUCGGCGUGGUUCUGCUGGAGGUGGUGUGCGGCAGGAAGCCGAUGAGCUUCACUGCGACCGAUCAGGACCAGCAACAAAAGAACGGUGGCGUGUUCCGGCUGGUUGAGUGGGUUUGGGGGCUGUACGGCCGGGGAGCCAUUCUAGAGUCCGCCGACAAGCUGCUGAAUGGUGACUUAGACGCAGCAGAGGUGGAGAGGGUGCUGGUCGUCGGGCUGUGGUGUGCACACCCGGACCCGAGCGCGCGGCCGACCAUCAGAGAAGCCAUGGCCAAGCUCCACUCCAAGGUCGACAAGCUGCCGGUGCUCCCCUCCAAGAUGCCGGUGCCGACAUAUGCUCAGCCACCGUUCGGCUUGGACAUGGACGACGGGCUGUCAACGUUGCUGACAUCGUCCACCAGCACCAGCGUCCCACCGCACACCACUUGUACGACAACCAGUUCUUCGGACGGACGUGAAAAAAUGUUUGUUUAUGAUGAAUCAUGGUUUGAGGGACACAUUAGUGUGAAGGAAAUCGAGCAAGAAGCUUCUGGCCAUCAUGGUAUGGCAAUGCAAGAAAAGCCCAAGCAGACAGCAGACACUGGUUUAUCAGAAAGGCUGAAAGAUUCAAGGGCACGGAAUGCUGUAAGCAGCCAAAAAGGGACCCCAGGGUGGUUCCAACUUGUUUGUAUGACUUUAUGGAUUGAGGAUUCGUUGUCACCGGCGCCUAGGAUGGCUGGCUUUUCAACAGCAACCACCUGUGCUCUCUUCAUCAUCUUCUUCUACCUCCCUGCUCCUGUCGUCUCCCUGUCCUUCAACUACUCCACUUUCAGCUCGGCGGACCAGAACGACAUCAAGAUCGAAGGCGACGCGUCGUUCAGCGUCGGAUGGAUCGACAUCAGCGCCAACAGGUUCGGUAACAUCGACUACAGCAAUGGCCGGGCGUCGUACAACGCCAGGCCGAUGCUGCUAUGGGACAAGGCGACAGGCGAGGUGGCCAGCUUCACCACCCGCUUCUCGUUCGCCAUCUCCGGCGACAUCAACAGCAAGGGCCAAGGGAUGGCCUUCUUCCUUGCCGCCUACCCGUCCAGCCUCCCGGCCCGCUGCAUCGAUUACAACCUCGCCCUCACCAACCAGAGCGCGGACGCCGUGGCGACCGGCGACAGCCGGUUCGUGGCGGUGGAGUUUGACACCUACAACAAUACGGUGGUGUCCGAUCCCCGUGAGACCUAUGACCACAUCGGCAUCGAUGUCAGCUCCCUCCGGUCGGUCAGCACGCUGACCCUGCCGAGCUUCGAGCUCACGGACAACCUGACCGCUGUCAUCGAGUACGACAAUGUUAGCAGCAUCUUGGCGGUGACGGUAUGGGUCGGUGAUGAUAGAUCCGGCCAAGCGAGGAACCGGAAUUACAGCCUUAGCUCCAAGGUUGACCUCAAGAGCGCACUGCCGGAGCAGGUCUCCGUUGGCUUCUCCGCGUCCACAUCCAACGCCAUCGAACUGCAUCAGCUACGCUCUUGGUCCUUCAGCUCUUCGUUGGAACCGCCGCCGCCACCAUCACCACCGUCAGUACCAACAUCCUCCCCGUCAAGGCCGGGCCCUGGAGUUAUAGCCGGGGCAGCUGCUGGCGCGACAUUGUUCCUCGUGCUCCUCUUUGCUGCGACAGCAGCACUAGUAGUGCGGCGCCGCCAUCGCCAGAGAAUCGUGGAGACAGAGGAGCACUACACAGACUCGGAAGGCGAAGGUGACCCGAUGACGGAGAUUGAGAUGGGGACAGGGCCAAGGCGAUUCCCAUACCAAGAGCUUGUGGAAGCGACCAGGAACUUCGCCGCGGAGGAGAAGCUUGGGCAAGGUGGCUUUGGUGCGGUUUACCGAGGCUACCUGAGAGAGCCAGCUGGGCUUGCUGUGGCCAUCAAGAGGUUCUCCAAGCAUGAGUCCUCCCUGCAAGGAAAGAGGGAAUACAAGUCGGAGAUCAAGGUGAUAAGCAGGCUGCGCCACCGGAACCUGGUGCAGCUCCUCGGUUGGUGCCAUGGCCGAGAGGAGCUCCUGCUGGUCUACGAGCUCAUGCCGAACCGCAGCCUCGACAUCCAUCUCCAUGGCAAGCAGGCGGGCACCUUCCUCACUUGGCCGAUGAGGAUGAAGAUAUUGCUGGAGCUUGGGUCUGCACUGCUGUACCUCCACGAGGAGUGGGAGCAAUGCGUGCUGCACCGGGACAUCAAGCCCAGCAACGUGAUGCUCGACGAGUCCUUCGGAGCCAAGCUCGGGGACUUUGGGCUAGCGAGGCUUGUCGACCACGCCGCCGGGACGCAGACGAUGACCGCAGUCUCAGGGACUCCGGGCUACUUAGACCCCCAGUGCAUCGUCACUGGCAGGGCCAGCGCCGAGUCCGACGUGUACAGCUUCGGCGUGGUGUUGCUUGAGGUGGCGUGCGGCAGGAAGCCGAUGAGCAUGAUCCCACCUGACCAGGACCAGCAGCGCAAGAACGGCGGCGUCUUCCGGCUAGUCGAGUGGGCCUGGGGCUUGUACGGCCGGGGAGCCAUCCUUGAGGCUGCCGAUGAGCAGCUCAACAGCGACUACGACGCAGUGGAGGUGGAGAGGGUGAUGGUCGUCGGGCUGUGGUGCGCGCACCCGGACACGACCGCGCGGCCGACCAUCAGGGAAGCCAUGGCCACGCUCCACAACUGCAGCCAGCUGCCCGUGCUCCCCUCCAAGAUGCCAGUGCCGACGUACGCAGCGCCGCCGCUUGCCUUCGGUGACGAAGUUGGGCUGUCGACGUCGCUGACGUCGUCUAGCUCCAGCGUGCCGCCACCAACCUCUGGUACAACAAGGACAAUUUCCUCGGACGCUAGCACCUCGACGACCAGUUCAAACAAGCCAUCUUCUUCUCUACUGAAACAUCAGUACUAGUGCUAGUCAUUUAUAUGUUUAGUUUAUCACGGCGUGUGACACUAGAAGUUUAACUACCAAAUGGCUGUUGGCUGUAGUAUGGCUUAGAUUUCUUGAAAAUAAAAUGUCUCUGCUCU
Messenger RNA from Aegilops tauschii subsp. strangulata, 6786 nucleotides. Lineage: Eukaryota; Viridiplantae; Streptophyta; Magnoliopsida; Poales; Poaceae. The record is from RefSeq and is a predicted model, not a curated record.